Molecule: messenger RNA, 1137 nt
Organism: Parnassius mnemosyne (clouded apollo)
Lineage: Eukaryota; Metazoa; Arthropoda; Insecta; Lepidoptera; Papilionidae
Source: the annotation of a GenBank genome assembly
AUGCGAGGGAUCUGGAGCCAAGCGAUUACCCUAGCGGUAAUACAAAUCGCUCUAGUCACGGGAAAGGCGUUAAUACCGCAAGAACAACAAACACAGCAACAGUUGGAGCCUAAGGCUGAGGCAACUAAUAACGCACAGAAACGUGUUGGUUACGACUAUCCCGCCCCACCGCUCGACCUUGUGAAUCCUUUUCAAGAUCACGACGAUUUACACCUUCAUGGCGACCAUCAUGAAGUAGUAGAACAUCACGAAGAACACGAAUAUCCCGAAGCACAUGGGCAUCACGAUGAAGACCAUAUUCAUGAAGAACAUCAUAUAGAAGAACAUCAUGAGGAACACCAUGAAGAACAUCACGAACACCACGACCACCACGAUCACCACGACCCAGGUUAUUGGAAAAAGAAACUUAUAUGGAAACCGGGAUGGAAGAAAAUAUGGAAGCAGUCGAAAAAGCAAAUAUGGAAACCAUCAUGGAAAAAAAUUUGGAAGCCUAUUUGGGUCCCAACUAAAAUUCCCGUUUGGAAAGAUAUUAAAGUCCCAGACUGGAAAAAAAUUUACAAACCCGUGUGGAAGCCUAUUAAAGUACCAGCUUGGAAAGAAGUGAAAGUUCCAGACUGGAAAAAAAUACAAGUCCCUGUAUAUAAAGACAUAGUGGUACCAGGCUGGAAAGAAAUUCAAGUUCCAGCAUGGAAACAAGUAUGGGUGCCAGAAUGGGUUAAAGUAGGUGUACCCGGUGAGAAAUACCUUGGUAAAGAUCAUGAUGGAUGGGAAUAUACUUCGCAUGAUCUUUGGAAAAAAAAGUUAAUUUGGAAACCAAUUUGGAAAAAGUAUUGGAAGCCAGCUAAAAAACAAAUCUGGAUACCAGAUAAGAAAUUAUGGAAAGAGGCUUGGAAGCAGAUUUGGGUGCCAGAUUGGAAAGAUAUUUGGAUACCAGGAGUAAAGAAAAUUUGGCGACCAGUUUGGAUAUCAGAGUGGUUCCCAUCUCCUGAUCAUCAUGAACAUAUUCAUGAAUCCCAUGGGUGGGAUCGAAGUGAUAAUAGCGUAGCAGCUAGCCAAAAGUCAGAAGUAGUUAAAGAGGCUCCUCAGCAACUGAAACCGCAACAAUCUCAACAGUCAUCGUGGCAGUUUCCAAAAUAA